Messenger RNA from Rhincodon typus (whale shark), 2528 nucleotides. RefSeq names its product cytochrome b-245 heavy chain (gene cybb). Gene Ontology annotation, cellular component: plasma membrane; NADPH oxidase complex. Gene Ontology annotation, biological process: defense response; superoxide anion generation. The coding region runs from base 18 to 1703 and encodes 561 amino acids. The record is from RefSeq and is a predicted model, not a curated record. The transcript has 13 exons. Gene Ontology annotation, molecular function: superoxide-generating NAD(P)H oxidase activity. NCBI's taxonomy places the organism in Eukaryota, Metazoa, Chordata, Chondrichthyes, Orectolobiformes, Rhincodontidae.
UCAUUGUUACUCCAAGAAUGGGAAACUGGCUGGUGAACGAGGGAGUUUCCAUCUUUGUGAUUCUGGUGUGGCUUGGAAUAAAUGCAUUUCUCUUUGUGCAUUUCUUUUAUGUGUAUGAGGAUGGGGAAAAGUUUUUCUACACACGAGAGCUUCUUGGAUCUGCUCUGGCCUGGGCUAGAGCCCCUGCUGCAUGUUUAAAUUUCAACUGCAUGCUGAUCCUCCUUCCAGUGUGCCGAAAUCUAUUGUCAUUCCUGAGAGGAUCAUGUGGGUGCUGCAGAAGACAACUGGACCGAAAUAUUUCCUUCCAUAAGCUGGUAGCUUACAUGAUUGCCCUGCAUACAGCCGUUCACAUCGUUGCACAUUUGUUCAACUUUGAGCGAUUUAUGACGAGCCAAGGGUAUGAAAAUGGAACACUUAACAAUAUUUUGUCUAAAAUUGGAAACAAUGGAAGUUAUCUGAAUCCAAUUCGAGACCCAAACACGAAUCCCACUGAAGUAGCAUUCACAACUUUGGCUGGACUAAGUGGCAUUGCCAUCACCCUUGCUCUGAUACUGAUGAUAACAACGUCAACAGAAAUUAUCAGGAGGUCAUACUUUGAAGUUUUCUGGUACACGCAUCAUCUUUUUGUGAUCUUUUUUGUUGGGCUUGUGAUCCAUGGAGUUGGACGAAUUGUUCGUGGUCAAACAAAUAAUAGCCUAAAGGAGCAUAACGCUACCUUUUGUAAGGAUAGGUAUACAGAAUGGGGGAAUAUCAGACAGUGUCCUGUUCCUGUUUUCGCAGGGAAUCCUCCAAUGACGUGGAAAUGGGUGGUGGGCCCCAUGGCUUUGUAUGUUUGCGAGAGACUUGUGCGAUUUUGGCGAUCCCAUCAGAAAGUUGUAAUCACAAAGGUUGUUACCCAUCCCUCUAAAGUGCUGGAACUGCAGAUGAAGAAGCGAGGUUUUAAGAUGGAGGUUGGUCAGUACAUUUUUGUCCAAUGUUCGAAGAUUUCAAGGUUGGAAUGGCACCCUUUCACAUUGACCUCCUCUCCAGAGGAAGACCACUUCAGCAUUCAUGUGAGAAUAGUGGGAGACUGGACAGACAGUUUGUUCAAAGUAUGUGGCGGAGACCAAAAGGAAUUCCGAGAAGCAUGGAAACUCCCCAGUAUUACAGUUGACGGUCCUUUUGGUACAGCCAGUGAGGAUGUGUUUUUAUACGAAACUGCUGUCCUUGUUGGGGCAGGGAUUGGAGUUACUCCUUUUGCAUCUAUCCUCAAAUCGGUCUGGUACAAAUACACUCACUCUGAUCCCAAUCUGAAACUGAAAAAGAUCUACUUCUAUUGGCUAUGCCGUGAAACCAGUGCCUUUGAGUGGUUUGCUGACCUCCUCCAGUCGCUUGAAUCACAAAUGCUUGAAAGAGGCAAUGCGGAUUUCCUGAGCUACAACAUUUACCUCACUGGAUGGGAUGAAAAUCAGGCCACUCACUUCGCCAUGCACCAUGAAGCCCAAACAGAUGUCAUCACAGGACUCAAACAAAAGACUUUAUAUGGGAGACCCAACUGGGAGAAUGAGUUUAAAAACAUUGCAACUAAUCAUCCAAGCAUUAAUGUGGGAGUCUUCCUCUGUGGACCAGAAGCUCUGGCUAAAACAUUAAAUAAGAUGAGUAUUGCUCAUUCAUCUGCUGAUCCAAGAGGCGUGCAUUUCAUAUUCAACAAGGAAAACUUCUGAAUUCUAUUGAUGUCACUUUUUUCAUUGAUUCCACGCUAUUUUUAACUUUUUGUGAUAAAGGAAACUCAGAUAUCAUCAUCAUGCAUCUACAUUAGCUAGCAUCGUCAUUAGUUUUUCAAUAUUUUUUCAAAUGUUAUUCUUGACUGUUCCUACCACUAGCCUGUGCAUAAAAGCGUAGUGCAAAUAUCCUCAUUGUGAGAAAACAGAUUACAAAUUAAAUUCUUGCCCAUGCACACAAAUGAGUUCAAAUUCAUGCCCAGUACCUUUGAUGGCACUGUACAUGAGAUAUUUGCAGUAGACAUCUGAUUUUGUGAUGUGAUUUCAUUGAGAAGUUUACAAUAUAUUCUGGUCAUUUAUGGGCUUUCAGUAUCUGCAGAUAAUUCUGAAACUUUGACAUGUUGGAAAAUAAGAAGCUCAAGGACCAGCUCAAGCUAAUGGAGCAACAACUGAAAUCUGUUUUUCGUCACAUUGAGGUAAUUAGAAAGCAAAAAGCUUUAAGGCAAUAGUUCAAAUGUAAAUGGGCACAACCUCAUCACCCAAUAAGGGUGUGCAAAGCUUCUGUCACAUGAACAAAUUGCUUUAUCUUUACCAACUGCCUGCAAAAUAGAUACUAACAAACUGUUGACGUUUCAUAUUGAGUUUGUAUAUAAGAAAAAAACAGCUGCAAAUGCCUAGUCCUCAGAAAAUGAAAGUAUUGUGUGUACAAUGUGGAGUCAGGCAAGUUUCCAAUUUUAGAUAAAACACCAACUGCAUUGAAUGUAACAUAGUACUUCUGUUUGUAAUGUCAAUUAUGGGAUUAAAGAAAUACCGAAGUAAAAAAUUCAA